This is a messenger RNA of Neomonachus schauinslandi (Hawaiian monk seal), 1032 nucleotides long. RefSeq names its product fragile histidine triad diadenosine triphosphatase (gene FHIT). Gene Ontology annotation, biological process: negative regulation of proteasomal ubiquitin-dependent protein catabolic process; diadenosine triphosphate catabolic process; purine nucleotide metabolic process. Bases 270 to 719 code for a protein of 149 amino acids. Gene Ontology annotation, molecular function: bis(5'-adenosyl)-triphosphatase activity; ubiquitin protein ligase binding. The record is from RefSeq and is a predicted model, not a curated record. The transcript has 9 exons. Lineage: Eukaryota; Metazoa; Chordata; Mammalia; Carnivora; Phocidae. Gene Ontology annotation, cellular component: nucleus; cytoplasm; plasma membrane.
CGUCGCGGGACUUUUGCCCUCCUGUUCCCGGGUCCCUCAGGAGGCCACCCCAGUGGGCACACGCCCAGGUGCCGCUCCUGCCCCGCGCUCCCUCCCUCUGCCUUUCACUUUCCAGCUGCCAAGAUCUUGGAAGCUUUGAAGCUCAGCGAAGAAGGAAAAUCCAUUGAGAACAGUCUGUAAAGUGUUGAGAAAUAUCCAGAUACUACCCGCACUCUUCCUGUCUCCUGCUUGAACCUGAGAUUCUUCCACUGGGCUUCAACUGUGAGGAAAUGUCAUUCCGAUUUGGCCAACACCUCAUCAAGCCCUCUGUCGUUUUUCUCAAAACAGAACUGUCCUUUGCUCUUGUGAAUAGGAAACCUGUGGUACCAGGACAUGUCCUCGUGUGUCCCCUUCGGCCAGUGGAGCGCUUCCGAGACCUGCGUCCCGAUGAAGUGGCGGAUUUGUUUCAGGCGACCCAGAGAGUUGGGCUGGUGGUGGAGAAGCAUUUCCAAGGAACUUCUCUCACAUUUUCCAUGCAGGAUGGCCCUGAAGCUGGACAGACUGUGAAGCAUGUUCACGUCCACGUUCUUCCGAGGAAGGCUGGAGACUUUCACAGGAAUGACAGCAUCUAUGAUGAGCUCCAGAAACAUGACAAGGAGGAGGAGGACUCCCCAACCUUGUGGAGGUCUGAGGAGGAAAUGGCAGCAGAAGCUGCAACCCUGCGGGCCUACUUUCAGUGACUGUGCAGGCAUGAAAGCAACUCGAACAAAUCCCAAGACAUAAGGAAAUGGGCCUCGUUCUCUAGGACUCUGCAGCAUUGGAAAUGAAGCUAAGCAGACUUUAUUACAUCCUACAAUUCUGCAACCUUUUGUGAAGCAUUUUAUUACACUUGUGGAAGCCAUCGAGGUUAUGUUUCAAUCACGAUGACUGACGGGCUAACUUCAAAAUAACAGGAUCGACAGCCCUUCCACACUUCCUGGGCUAUGUACUUAGAAUAGAACCUUUUCUAAAUUGUCCUUUGGCCUAGAUGGAAAUAAAAUGGUAGUUAAAAUA